Perca flavescens (yellow perch) is the source of this 2682-nucleotide messenger RNA. RefSeq lists its product as uncharacterized. The record is from RefSeq and is a predicted model, not a curated record. Gene Ontology annotation, cellular component: nucleus. The transcript has 5 exons. Lineage: Eukaryota; Metazoa; Chordata; Actinopteri; Perciformes; Percidae. Bases 372 to 1412 code for a protein of 346 amino acids.
CGAAGCGAUGCACUUUUAACAAAAUCACCAGAUUAUUCGUGGUUAUUGUUAAAUUACACGUGAAUCCAAUACGCAAAGGCCCCGUAUUAUUGUCAUACUAAUAUUAGUAUAUUCGUCAAUAAUCCUUUAGCCAGCUGCUUUAGUUAACGUUAGCUAGCUAGCUAGCUAACGUUUGACGUUAACCGGACAUCUUUUGUGUCGCGUUAGCUUUACACUGGCUAGCUUGACAGUAGCUAUCUUGCCGAUAGGGAAGUUUAUCAUUACGUUUCGGGACCAAAUCCUAACUUCUUUGACUUGGGGGCAGCUGGAGAAGUUGAAGCACAGCAGAGACUACAAAGCAGCUGUAUACCUAUUGACACUGUGUGGGGACGAUGUCUUCGCUACAUACAUACUACAACCACGACAGUGUUACUCGCUUCAAGAAAAGAAAAGCACGUUUCUCUUUCAGUGAAGUCCACAUACUGUUGGAUGAAGUAAGGAAGCAUCGUAUGGUUAUUGUGGGCAAAUUCAAUCGUGGUGUGGCAACAGACAUAAAGAAACGCACAUGGGCAGAGAUUACUGCACGUGUCAAUGAGAUCGGGGAGUGCCAACGUGAGGUCAUCGAAGUCAUCAAGAAGUGGUCAGAUUUAAAGUGUGACACCAAGCGGAAGGUGGCUGCCAUGCGGUCAGGGACAGUGCCCAACAGAGGGCUCAACUCUCGUCUCUCCCGAGACCUUAAUCAGACUGAGAAAAUAGUGCUCCAGAUUCUGGAGAUGGGCGACGAAGACCAGAGCACGGGGGACUUUGGCCAACUGGGAGAUGACGAUGAUGUGCCCGAGGAGGAAGAAGAAAUGGAAGAGGAGGAUAUGAUUGGAAUGCAGAGUUCUCCUAAUGGGUUGUUGGACAUGGGGUCUAUGCCCCCACCAACCUCUUACAACAUGAGGGACUCUUCACAAACUGUCUUUGAUGUGCAGUAUGAAAUACCUGCAACGGAAGAUGCUGAAGCUGCAUUCGGAGACUCGGACGAUGACCAAAGAGACGACAUGGCUCCUGCCACUCCAACCGCAAAGCCAACAGAGGAUCACCAAGGAAACAACGGCAUCCAGAAACAAGGACAACCUCAGACGUCCUCCGGACCGCCAACAGCCACGCUUCCGCUGCCAGGUCAGCCCUCGCAGAACACGAGGGACAGCAUGCUACAUAACGCAUCGCUGAGCCUUCAAGAACAGCACGCCACCAACAUCCUGUUGGAGACGGUUUCCCGCUCCCUGGAGCUUCUGUCUGAGUCGGUGCAGCAGCUGGCAGAGACCCAGCAGGAGUUUGUACGCGAGUCGCUGCAGCUCCAGCGGGAGACGGUACAAGUUCUCAGAGACUUCACAGGCGGAGCCAUUGCGCUUAUGCAUGACAAACUGAACGGACGGCCAGCAUUAUAGCAACACAGUGUGAGUGUCACACAGAGAUGUUGUUAAGUUGUGUCACUGACAUGCAUACAUACUGUACAUGGCCUUCCGGUGCUGGAACCUUUAAGUUCCUUUUGGACUCCACCGCAGGUUACUGUACUUUUUGAUAGUACUCCACAGAUUUUCUGUUAUAUUUUAAACCUGUAUUGUAGAAAAGUUGUAUACAUGGAAUUGCUGUCUGUGAGGUUACAUGACAAAUGGAUGGAGAAAAUAACCAAUGUUUGCCACAAAGAAAGAACAUUUGGAGUUUGGUUUUGUUUUUUUUGCUACUGAAAGUGAGACUCCUAUCACUUACGUUGUAAAGCCUUUUUUAUUAAGCAUACACCACAUUUAAAGCCUUUACGUUCUUUUAAUGUUGACAUGCAAAGAACCAGUCUUUGAUUUUGAAAAGUCAGUCCAAUCCGUUUGUGUGUCCUUGUAUAAGUUGUAGUUGCAUCAGUGUCUGGAGAUUAUCACAUGUACUGUAAUAAUAAUGAGUGGAUUUCCACACCUGACCAUUAUAUGGUCUAUAUGUCUGGAAGCUAAACAAGGUGUGUGAGAUUUUUUUGAAAAUACCCGUAAUUCAAUAAGUUAUGAUUGCCUGAUUUUGUUUUUUUUACAUUGCAAACAUGAACACUUGAAUAUAAGUUUCAUUAAUUUCUCUUAAAUAUGAAAUAAACCGUUCAUGUAUGUAACAGAAGUCCUAGCUGUGUCCUAGCUGUGAGCCUGCAAACAGCCUGGGCAUCAGAAGGUGUAAAUCCAUCUGGAUUCUGGGGCUGCACGUUCCCUUCCCGUGCUUUAUUGGCUUAUAGCCUGUAUCUUGAUGUAUUGAUAAACUGAUCUGCGUUCACUGAAGAUAGUACAUUUCAAAUCAUCAUUAAAGGGGCAGUACUCGAAUAUUGAGGGGAAAAAAAGAGGGCUGGGAGCCUCCACACGGCUCUCGCAGACCUAACUCAUUGACAACCCUUUGUAGUGGCCUUCGGCGUCUGACACCAACGCACAAGGCAGGCACUCACAUGCAAGCACAGCCGGACCGGCUAUCACUGCCAACAAAUCCCAUGAAAAGACCAAAACUAACAAUGAAUUGAUCUUAAUGAGUAUUUUCUGUGUAUCCCAAUCCUGAUAUAUUUUAUUCCUAUGUGCCAUAGAGUUCCAUUAUUGCCCAAAAACACUUUAUCCGUGUUCUUUAUUUGAAUCGACACCCCUACCACACCCUGCUGCCGUAAAUACUCAAAGCACCAAAUGUGUAGCAAGAAAAUAGUCC